AUUCAAGAAAUUUAUCCAGAGAUAGAGGUAUUAACCCACAAAAACUCUCCCCGAAGUCCGAAAUCAGAGGCGCACAAGGACUGAACUUAUAAAAACCCAGAACCCCAACAGUAAACCAGGAAAAAAGCAGAAAUGGAAACCGGUCAGCCAAGCGGGACUCUCUCCGGAGAAGAUCUUGCCUCUCUGUCAUCAACCCCGGCAACCACCAUCUCACGGUGGUCCUACGCUGUCUCACGGCGGUACCAACACUUUCUUGACAAAACGGUCCCUCACAUCCUCUACCGUUGGAUCUCCUGCUUAGUCGUAGUAUUGAUCUAUGCAAUCCGCGUCUACCUUGUUCAAGGCUUCUACAUAGUCACAUACGGUCUUGGUAUUUAUUUGCUUAAUCUCUUGAUUGGAUUUUUGUCGCCCCAAAUUGACCCUGAGAUCCAUGACGGCCCCACUCUUCCUACUCGCGGAUCCGAUGAGUUUCGUCCCUUCGUUCGCCGGUUGCCCGAAUUCAAGUUCUGGUAUUCAAUUACGAAGGCGUGUUGUAUUGCCUUUGUAAUGACAUUUUUCUUCGUGUUUGAUGUGCCGGUGUUUUGGCCGAUAUUACUUAUUUACUGGGUCAUGCUAUUCCUUCUUACUAUGAGGAGACAGAUUUCCCAUAUGAUCAAGUAUAGAUAUGUUCCAUUCUCUACUGGUAAACAGCGAUAUGAUGGAAAGAGGGGACCUUCCACCGAAACUGCUGAUCUAUCUAAGGAAUGAAUUUAAUAGGCUGAGAGUUUUGAAGGCUAUGGUGGUUGUAGAAUUGUUUUGAAGACCAAUUUUGGUUCAUUCAAUGAUUGUUUGUUCUUACUAAGACUCAGCUAGCUGGCCUGUGGAAAGCCAAGUGGUUCAUGAUGCUCUUUUUUCAUGAGGAUUACUUUUGUAUAGAAGGGGGCAUGCCGCAUUUCUUUUGCUAAAUUAUUACUUUACUGACUUGUAGUCUACUGAGGGACAUGCCAGUCGGUGCAUUAGGAUUAUGCUUAGUCUAGUUAUAAAUUGUUCGUUUCUCAUCAAUUGAAAAUGCCAUUUUUCACCCAGUGAUGCCUUUUUACCUGAGAUAAUUGCUAUUUUUCAUGUUCUUCUGAAUCAUACCUUUCUAUACUAAUGAUGCUGCAAGGGUGCAUGUUUAUACUAGUUUCAAUGGACCUUGUAAAAUCCUUGUAUUGGGAUUGGAGUUGAUGCUGUCAGUGGUUUGAGCAUGCACAAACUUCCGAGUUUUGGCAGGUGGUUUCCACGUUCAGGUACUUUUAGAGAAGCUUGCUUGAAUGUAACCUGUAACCUGUGUACUUGCUGGCCAUUGGUGACGCAGAUUGAGAACAUAGUAUAACAUAUUGCUAAAGAAUAAUGCUAAUUUAUCAUGGAAGUGUCAGAGCGAAUAGCACUUGGCUGGAGACAUGGCAGAGCUUGAAUUGAGCACAACUUUGUGAUUUCAUUUGUGCUAUUUGUGAUCAAACAUUUGUGACAAAUAUAGCCUUUUUCAUUGCAAAGUAGAUGUUAAAGCAAGAACAGACCAGAUUGUUAGGCUGCCUAUUUUACUUGGUACUCUGAUUAAUCAUCUAAUUUAAGUGUUGGUGCAGAUGUAGUUCUCU
Populus euphratica (Euphrates poplar) is the source of this 1616-nucleotide messenger RNA. Its product is annotated as protein RER1A-like. The record is from RefSeq and is a predicted model, not a curated record. The transcript is spliced from 4 exons. Gene Ontology annotation, cellular component: Golgi membrane. Lineage: Eukaryota; Viridiplantae; Streptophyta; Magnoliopsida; Malpighiales; Salicaceae. The coding region runs from base 133 to 747 and encodes 204 amino acids. Gene Ontology annotation, biological process: retrograde vesicle-mediated transport, Golgi to endoplasmic reticulum; protein retention in ER lumen.